AUGGGCUGGGUCUACAAUCUGACCGUCCCUGAUCCCCACAGUCAUGUCUCUCGCGUCAUUGCCAUCUGUCUCGUUUUCUCGAUUACGGCUUGUUUGGCGGUCUUCUUGAGAUUGUAUAUUCGCAUUCAUACGAAGAGGUCCGCCUGGUUGGAUGAUUUCGCGGCGCUAUGGAGUGCCUUACUGGCGAUGACGUAUGCUGGGAUUGCUGUUGCGCAAACAAGAUGGGGUCUAGGUCUAGAUGCGAAGUACUUCCCUGAUCAGAACGUGGUCAUGUUUAGCAAGAUCCAAUACGCCGGUGGCCCCGUCUACACCCUUGCAUUACUCGGAUUCAAAGUCUCCCUGCUGUCAUCGUACCUGCGCAUUGGGGGCUUCGUGCAGGCGUACCGCGUGACGAUCAUCGUGGCUAUUGUGGCGGUGACCUGCAAUCAGUUGGUGUUUACUUUCUUGCUGUUGUUUGCUUGUAAUCCGGUUGCUCGUCAAUGGGAUACAAGUCUCCCUGGAUCAUGCAUAGAUACGGUAGCGUCUUAUUAUGCUCUCGCAGGAACUAGUCUCGGCUUCGACAUAAUCAUAAUCGCCCUGCCCCUCCCCGUCCUCCUCACUCUCCAACUGCGGCUUCGACAAAAGAUAGCCCUCGUCGGCGUCUUCGCCCUCGGCUUCUUUAUAACAAUAAUCCAAAUAAUCCGGAUCUUCACAAUCAAGAACCUAAAAACCUACACAGACAGUCAACCCAUCGUCAUCUGGUCGGAUGUGGAAAUCAGUUUGGGCGUAAUAAUAACCUGCAUCCCAACCUACGGCCCGUUCUUCCACGCCUUCGCAUCCACCCUAUCAUCCAGCUACAACAACAACCGCACACAUACGACAAACAACACGUACAAUAACCCGCAUAAUACCUACGCUACGCUGACGUAUUUGACGUCGCCGACGACGACCACGAGUACGUCGUAUCCGUUGCGAAAGACGCAGACGCGGAAUACCACUGCUAGUUCGAUAGUCACCAACAAUGGGGGUCGGAAGAAGAGUCGUGAUCUUGUGGAUGCGAGUUUGGAUGAGGUUGCUCGGGGGUUGGGCAUGGGUGGAUUGGAGUUGGGGCUGGAGAGUGGGAUGUUGUUUGGGACGAGUGGGAGUGAGGAGGGACGGUCGGUCAGGAGUAGGAGUCGGAGUCGGAGUAGUUGUGGUGGUGGGAGAGGGAGGAGUUGUAGUCCGAGUGGUGGGUAUGGAGGGGUGUGGGAUGGGAGCGGGGUGGCGCCGACGACGACGACGAUUUGUAGUUUGCCGGCUGUGGCGAGGGUGAGGGAGGGAGGGUUUGGGAAUGGUGGUUGUGUUGAUGAGGAUAUGAUGGAGGCUGGGGUUGGGGGAGGGUUUGGGGUGAGUGCGGUUGGGGGUGGGAGUUCGAGUAGUAUGGUUACGGGGAGUGCUGGGGUGAGUGGUAAUGGCAAUGGGAAUGGCAAUGGGAAUGGGUGGAGGAUUCAGAAGAUUAUGGAGGUUAGGGUUGAGAGGGAGUGA
Molecule: messenger RNA, 1503 nt
Organism: Aspergillus tubingensis
Lineage: Eukaryota; Fungi; Ascomycota; Eurotiomycetes; Eurotiales; Aspergillaceae
Product: putative integral membrane protein (Pth11)
Exons: 8
Coding region: 1-1503 (500 amino acids)
Source: RefSeq, a predicted model, not a curated record